Messenger RNA from Neoarius graeffei (lesser salmon catfish), 4676 nucleotides. RefSeq names its product protein MTSS 1-like. The record is from RefSeq and is a predicted model, not a curated record. Gene Ontology annotation, molecular function: phospholipid binding; actin binding. The transcript has 15 exons. NCBI's taxonomy places the organism in Eukaryota, Metazoa, Chordata, Actinopteri, Siluriformes, Ariidae. Gene Ontology annotation, biological process: plasma membrane organization; positive regulation of actin filament bundle assembly; adherens junction maintenance. The coding region runs from base 370 to 2526 and encodes 718 amino acids. Gene Ontology annotation, cellular component: actin cytoskeleton; cytoplasmic side of plasma membrane.
AGCAGAGUGUUGACGAAGUGCAGAGAGAGAGAGAGCGAUAGAGAGCGCGCGCUCGGUCAGUCAGUCAGUCAGUGAGUCCUCUCCCUGUUUCCUGGCCGUUUCCGGUCCUCUCCCUGUUUCCGGUGCUGCUUGCUGAGGUGUCGGUGGUUCUGCGGCUCGGUGUCGGUUCUGCGGGAGUGAUGGGCCUCGGCGCGCUGCAGGACAGACAGCAGGCUGUAAAUCUGAGCGCGCGCUGUGUUUCUGUUCCCCUCAGUCGGUAAAGCGAUACUCCGGUUCUCACCGACGCAUACCGGUACCGAUAUCUCUGACUGGAUUUUUCACACCGACUGGGAAGUUGAGCCCAGUGUUUGAGGAUUGUUUUUGGAGGAAAUGGAGGCUGUGAUGGAGAAAGAGUGCAGUGCUUUAGGAGGCCUCUUUCAGGCCAUCAUUCAUGACAUGAAGAGCAGUUACCCCGUCUGGGACGAUUUCAUCAGUAAAGCGGGAAAACUGCAGUCUCAGCUGAGGACGACGGUGAUGGCUGUGGCCGCCUUCCUGGAUGCCUUUCAGAAAGUAGCUGACUUGGCCACUGGGACACGAGGAGGCACCAGAGACAUCGGCUCGGCUCUGACCAGGAUGUGUAUGAGGCACAGGAGCAUCGAGGCCAAGCUGAAGCAGUUCUCCACGACUUUUAUCGACUGCUUCAUGAACCCUCUUCAGGAGCAGCUGGAGGAGUGGAAGAGAGGUGCAAACACACUGGAUAAGGACCACGCCAAAGAGUAUAAAAAAGCUCGGCAGGAGAUUAAGAAGAAAUCCUCAGACACUCUGAAACUGCAGAAGAAAGCAAAGAAAGGGAGAGGGGACAUCCAGCCUCAGCUGGACAGCGCCGUCCAGGAUGUGACGGACAAAUACCUGCUGCUGGAGGAGACGGAGAAGCAAGCGGUGAGGAAGGCGCUGAUCGAGGAGCGAGCACGCUUCUGUAUCUUCGUCUCCAUGCUCCGGCCCGUUGUGGAUGAGGAGAUGGCCAUGCUGGGUGAGAUCGUCCAUCUUCAGACCAUCGCCGAGGACCUCAAAGCUUUGACGAUGGACCCCCACAAACUGCCACCCGCCAGCGAACAGAUCAUCCACGAUCUAAAGGGUUCGGAUUACAGCUGGUCCUACCAAACACCCCCUUCGUCUCCAAGUACCACCAUGUCCAGGAAGUCCAGCAUGUGCAGCAGUCUGAACAGUGUGAACAGCAGCGACUCGCGCUCCAGCGGCUCACUGUCUCAUUCGUCCUCCCCGCUCUGUCGCUACCACAGCAUCACCGUGCCGCAGCAGGUCCCCGCCCGCCUCGCCAGUGUAUCCUCGCACGACUCAGGCUUCGCCUCACACGACGCUUUCCAGUCCAAGUCGCCUUCACCCAUGCCCUCCGACCCCACCUCUCAGCUUCCUUCCAGCUGUGCUUCGUUGGAUUCCUCUGAGUCGGCUCAGUCAGUCAGCGAGUGCAGCUCUCCCACUGAAAAGCUGACAAACGGCUACGGCCACUACGCCCCUGCAGAGGCCUCGUACUCAGCCGGAGUGGCCUUCCCCUUCACUCCAAAUCCCUCCUCCUCCCACUCCUCCUCCUCCCCUUCAUCCUCCUACUCUUCCUCCACUCUGAGGUCGUGGUCGAGGCCAGGCUCAGCGCUGAUGCCCGAUUACCCCCAUUACUCCACGCUGACCCCUGGCAUGCUCCCCCCAUCCUCCAAGAUCCCCAGCUGGAAGGACUGGGCGAAACCAGGCCCGUACGAUCAGCCCAUGGUGAACACGCUGAGGAAGAAGAAGGAGCCGAAGGAGGUGGUGGACUCGAACAACUCGUACCAGCCGACAGUAAACUCCACACAGCCCGAGGACAAUCAGAAAACCAGGAGCAUCACGAAUACACCGAAGGAGGUGGAGGUUCAGCAGGAUUUGGCUUUGGCUCUCUCUCGUGGUCUGCAGUUGGACGCUCAGCACUCCAGCAGAGACUCGCUCCAGUGUUCCAGUGGAUAUAGCACUCAGAGUACCACGCCCUGCUGCUCUGAGGACACCAUCCCCUCUCAGGUGUCCGAUUACGAUUAUUUCUCCGAGCAGCAGGACUUCGAUAAAUCCUCCACCGUCCCGCGGAACAGCGACCUCGGCCAGACUUACCGCAAGCUGUUCCAGACCAAGCGCCCCGCCUCCACCGCCGGCAUCCCCUCCGUCCCCACGGUCCCGGGCGUGGCCACCAUUCGCCGCACCCCAUCCACCAAACCCUCGGUGCGCAGGGGCACCGGCCCCGUCCCGAUCCAAACCCCGGUCAUCCCCGUCAUGACCCCGACUGUGCCUGACUUCACAGGGGUGGAGCCGAACGAGGAGGUGGAGCCAGAAUCCGUCCUGCCGGUGGAGUCGUGGAGCGGUCAGGCGUCAACGAACCCGCCCCUGUCCGCUGCCUCCGAAGGGUCUGAGGGCACUGUGGAGGAGCCGGACACCAUGCUGCAGAGCAUCCGGAGAGGAGUGAGACUGAAGAAGACCGUCACCAACGACCGCUCGGCGCCUCGCAUCCCAUAAUACUCCAGCAUUUACGCUCAUCACGAGCAUUUACUCUGGGUUCGGGUUCGACGCGUUUAGUCUCCGCUCAGACGGAAGAGGCGUCUCUCCUAUCGUUAAUUUAUUUUACUCUCGGAUCAUUCUUCUUCUCGGACGCGUUUUCUGGACGAUUAGCCACAAAAAUUCUGUUUACGUAUUUUUUUUUUAAAGUCAUUGUCACUUCAGUGUACAGAUCACAUUCACAUCGUGAUCAGUUUUUCUGUUCGGCUCCUCCUACAAGUGCAGUUUAGCGUUUGUCCUGUUUGUGUUGCCAUAGUUACCGUCUCUCUCUCUCGCGCUCUGUCUUUCCCAGGUCUGAAUCCUACAGCCAAUUUUAACGCUAAACUGGUGUCGUUCGCUUCAUUAUUAUACAGAGAUUUCGUUUGUUUUUGUUCCACAGUGACGCUAAAAGUGUAAAUGUGAUGUUUUCUUCACAGGACGGUAAAGAAAAUACCAAGUUUCAGUUUAAAUUCACAAAUAAUAGUUUACUUUGAAAGCAAAGUGAUGUAAAGCGCGCUGUGUGAGAAUUUCUUAUUUGAUGUCACUGUUUUAAUCACUAAUUAAACAAAGAGAUAAAGAUUUGUUCGCGUUUAGUUUCUUCCUGGUGUCUCGUUUUCAUCCAACAAAAACGCGCAGAAACGUAACGUAGUCGAUGUGUAUGAUAUGUCGAUAUCAAACAUGUAUGAAGUGUCGUGAUGCAUCAUAGCUGUUAGCUCGCUGGCGAACGUUUCGCUCGUCACCGUGUCCAAGCUGCAAAGUGAAAUUUAACCAAACGACUUUUUAUGAUCAUCAAAACACGACUGUUCGAUCUGAUUCGUCAGCACAUAAUUAACGAACGUUUGGCAACAGUUCCUACGUCAAGACUGUGCGCUGCCUAGAGAGGCUGCCGACCGAGGGGCGUGGCUUCUGAUCGGCACACGAGUGUGUGCGAACGAAAUGUGUUUUCUCCCUGCAGGAAAUCUCACACAACUCGAUUUAAAGCGUUGAGGAUAAAACAAUGCUCUAAACUCGCGACACUAGCAGGCGAAUCACUAACCUGUUGAUAAGGACCGUAAUUAUCAGAGUAGCAGGUCUACCGUAAGUACACUAAUGGAUGCGCGUGUUUCAGCUGGUCAGUUUAACGCAGAAAUAUAAAUCCGAGCAGCGAAACGUCUCUGAUAGUCCAGGAAAUCCGUUCAGUUCCUUUGUUUUGUCUUGUAUUUCUGCGCAUCGCUUUAUAGGACGUGAACUGCUGGUUUAAUUCUUUAAAACAACACUCUGAUGAUGGAGUGAGAAUUUGUAACAAUGAAACAAAUGUUUAGUGCAGUGUUAUUAAGGCUGUUUUUAUUUUUACUUUUUUUUUGGAAAAUUUUUACGUAAAAUGCUCAUUUUGAACACGUCGUUAACCAUAUAAUAAUCUACGAUAUUAAGUAUAUUUUUUGUUGUUAUUAUUGUUAUUAUUAUUAUUAAUCUGCAAUAAAUAAUCCAAACUCAACCAUUAGCAUUAGCAAAAAAAAAAAAGAUAUAGUUUGUAUAAAAAAUGAAGUGUAAAUAAUGACUGGGCGGAGCAGCAAAUAUUAAGUUAUUGAUCCACUUGGUGAAGUAAAUCCCGCCCUCUUUCCUGUGAGAUACUGUAUAUUCUGUUAAUACACUACGAGGUAAUUCACACAGAUAAAACACACACACACACACACACACACCUCGUCCAGGUUCAUUUCACACGUUCGUGUUCUCUCUCAAAAUCAAACCCAGUCUCUUAAAACUGGUGUAAAAAAUGAACUUUUUCUUCUUUAACUUCCAGAAUUCAUCCGUUUCUUAUUUAAAUGUUGGUGCUGUUUUUUUUUUUUUUUUUUUUUUUUUUUUUUUUCUGUAAUAUUUGUGGAUCGGAGUAAUUUCGGCUCCACCGGAUGAAAUAAAUCGCUUCACUCUUCAGCGCGACACUGAAACCAUCAAACCUUCUGCUUGUGUUUGUUUCAUUCGAACCGCAGACCAUCGUCGACUCGCGAGGGAGCUGGUUAGCUGUGUUAGCUGGUUAGCCAUCUUGCUAACGAGCGAGCGGCAAAGUUGGAUCAGUUGGUGAUGGAAAGCGAAUUUGAAAACAAAUGACUGUAAAAUGUUCUAUUUUUUGAGACAUUAAAUAUAUUAUUCCUCCA